AUGCCACUAAAAGAGCUCGAAACAACGCCGAUGACAAGAAUGUGGCACAGACUCUCUUCAUCCCCUCACCGUACUACGCCAAAUGAGGAGAAAAGGCAGUCCGCUAAACGGGGCGCCAGUCAUCCCUCGUCUCCUCCACGGCCGCCUAAAUAUUGGACAAAGAGAAACAGGGAUUCCUCUUCUUUUAACUACACUCAAUUCUCCCCGCCGGCUGAGGACUUACACACAGGCGGCUUCACCCCCAGCAGCACCACAGCUGAAAACGCACGUACCGUAAAGUUCUGCGAAGCUGUCAUUCCCAACCUAUCCAAGGCACCCACUAUCAAAGCCCCAGAGUCGCUGGAUUUACGCCGUCGGCCAGUUGGUCGAUCACCCUCAGCCCCCCAGCUCGGCAAUCACCAGUUAGUCGCAGCAGUAUCAAGCAGCCUGGCGCCGGUGGUGAACCGGAUCCAUGCAAUGCUACCGUCCCCGAAGGGCGGCAGAACGCGUGCCUCGGGUCAUCUGCUAGAUCAGACAGUCCUGUUGGAGGACAGCGAAGAUGAACAACAGCAUGGCAACAGUGCACUGCACCUACGUGCGUCUCGUCGGUUACGAGGACGUGGCUCAGCAGUCACCCCCUCCAAAGCAGAGCUGCGAGUGGAGGGCAGUGGGGAUGCGAAGGUGGAGACGCUCGCUGUUGGCUUCAAGCCUAGCACGAAGGCUGCAAGGUUGAGUACCGACUACACGCAAGCUCGG
Messenger RNA from Dibothriocephalus latus, 735 nucleotides. NCBI's taxonomy places the organism in Eukaryota, Metazoa, Platyhelminthes, Cestoda, Diphyllobothriidea, Diphyllobothriidae. The record is from the annotation of a GenBank genome assembly.